This is a messenger RNA of Penicillium cataractarum, 1242 nucleotides long. RefSeq lists its product as uncharacterized. The record is from RefSeq and is a predicted model, not a curated record. Lineage: Eukaryota; Fungi; Ascomycota; Eurotiomycetes; Eurotiales; Aspergillaceae. Bases 1 to 1242 code for a protein of 413 amino acids. The transcript has 2 exons.
AUGGUCCCAUCCGAUCUGGAUUUUGUGACAUACAACCGAGACAAGAAGAUUUUCGAUAUUAGGAAGGACCCAACCUUGUCACGGGUAGUCAGCCUAAUGGAUAACUAUCAAGCUGCUGCUGAUGAAAACACGAGUGUUUUUCGACACAGAGAUCAGGAUCCGCAGGUGCCCAACGCCGGUGCUUUCGAAGCCAAUCCACGGGGACCAGGUCCACUGGCAGAUGAAACCGGAGAUAAUGGGCCCACCCCGCCUCGGAAUGUGGUGGAUAUCAUUCGAGAGGCAGUAAAUGCUGAUCUUGUCUUGCAAGAGGAUGGCACUUAUCAACAUAGUUUCCAGGGGCAACCGUCGCGGCUAUCGGAGUAUGACAGACGGUGCCUCAUCCACUUCCGCAAGGUUUUUCAAUCAUGCCCUGACCCAGAUUAUAUGAAGAAGGAGGAUGAGGCCCUCGAAGCUUCGAUCGAAGAGUUGGAUGAUUAUGAAACUAAACUGCUGGCUGCUGUCCGAAGCAAGAAGGCAAUUGUUACGAGGUUUAAUGAACGGCGUAGGAUGAUAGCUGGCUACUUGCGAUCUCUGUCAGAGCCAUCUCAGGAUUCUAGAGCUCCGAAACCUCCUUUGAAAUCACGGGAAAUGUCUCCGCCAAACUCCAUAGUAUACGAUACGAGAGGCGAUAUUGGCCAUGAGAUAUCUAGUGAGGACUCUUCCACCGAUCAGAGCUCAGACGAGGACAUGGAAAUGCAGGACAUCGACCAUGUUAGACCUGAAGAGCCCGGCACGGAUAUCCUACCAGCUAUUCUCCCAACUACGCAACAGACAGAGGAGACCCGAGAGACAGACGUCACUUCCCCAAACGAGCCCGUACUCACCAGAAGUUCCCUGAGAAAUGGCCGGUCAAUGAGUGAUUCGCCGGACGAAGUUAUUGAAAUCGAUGGGAGUGACGCCGACGCUACGAGCAUAAGCAACGCGAGUCCCUCGAGGCGCAUCAUGAAACUGCGAAUGCGGAAAACAGACGAGGAAAAUAAAAGCGGGCGAAAACGAAGAACAGACGAGGAAAAUGAAAGCGGAUACGAGUUCAUCGCACAGCGGAAAGCCUCCAAAAUGCGUUGGCCGGAGAUCCUUCUAGCAUACAACGCAGCAUACGGGCAAGAUCGCACUCUUCCGAGCUUACAGAGCGUGUUCCACUGCUGGAAGGCGGAGGCGGAGGGCAGACAUAAAAAACGUGUAUGGAAGAACUCCCUCACCUAA